AUGCCUACGAUCUUUAAAGACUACUGUAAAACUUCUACUCUUCAUAUAGUUAGACACAUUGGGGACUCUGAAAAGACAAUUUUGGAAAGAUGUCUUUGGUCCCUGGUGUUGGUGGUGUUCUCUGCUAUGUUGGUUCGUGAUCUGCUGGAAGACUGGGAUAUCAUGAGGAACGGACCUCUAAGAGUGAUUGUGGAAGAACCUCCUGUCAAUGUGGGCAAUUUAGACUUUCCUUCCAUCACCAUAUGUCCCAACAACGCUAUUGACCCUGACAAGAUGAAAAUUCUUAUCAAAAGAGUAUUAGGUCCCAACAUAGAUGCCGAGACAACAAAAAGAUUCAUUGGAACUCUGACAGCGCUGACGUUGGUAAUCAACCCCCAGUUUGAUAAGGGAUAUCUUCACCUCACCAAGAAGAAAAUCAAACCGUUUCCCAUCAAGAGUGAUGACAUCAUUCCAUUCCUGAAAGCAGUAAUACCAUCAUUGCAAGAUGUGUUUGACAAGUGUUUCUGGAGAGGAACACAAUUCAACUGUUCAGAUCUUUUAAGAGAUCAGAUCACAGAACAAGGGUUUUGCUACUCCUUCAACAACUUCUUUUCUGUGAGAUACAAACACGACUCGGAGAAAUUACCUCCUUACUUGGAUGGAAAAAGCAACUUUUUUGGUCUGAGAACCGAUUCUCAUGGAAGAUCUAAUGGCUUGGAAUUACUUUUAAACCCAAAAGCCAAUAUGUCCAGGAAUGAAAUCAUGUUUACUGCGGUUCUCAACAGCCCGCGUAUCAUUCCACCCACCAACAGCAUGAGGCCCAUCCGUCCUCGGCCCACCAUGGUCUACAGGGUGCAAGUGGAGAUAGAAGUGAACAAUGUGGACAAGUCACUGCAGGAAAUGAACCCAGCAUCCCUUCCAUGCAAUCUUCACUCCAACGAGCCUAUGGAGAACUGUCUGUUCCGGUGUCGCCAUCAUCAUAUCUUCCAACACUGCAACUGUGUGCUCUACACUCAUGCUGUGCUCUACUGCAACGAGAGUGUCGCCAUAUGUGGGGUUUCUCAUUUGAAAUGCAUUUUUGACAUUGCUGGGAGUUUGAACUAUAUUCGCUUAGAUUUACCCCCCGGAGUUCCCACAUUUAAUGACUCCAUGGGCAUGGAGUGCAACUGUAAACCUACCUGUUCUGAUGUGACAUACCUUGCCACCUUCCAGACCACACCAAGGGAGACUGAUGUUGCUGCAAUGAACUAUUCUGCAUACAUCGAUGUAUAUUAUUUUUCCAACUUUGCAAUGGGAUACUUGAAGAGAACCAAAUUGACAGAAGUGGAUGUGAUUGUGGGUCUCGGAGGCACUGGUGGCUUGUAUUUGGGAGCCAGCUUCAUCAGUUUUGUGGAGAUUAUUGUCGUGACGAUGAAAAUAAUCAUGUGGUACCUCAACCCAAAUAGGUGUAAACCAAAAAGGAAAGUUAAAAAUGCUAAUUAAUAAAUAAAGGAAACUGUCAUUACGGCGACUUGUAAUAAUGACAUUCUUUCUUUCUUAUUACUGUAUAACCUAUUUUUAAUAAUGUGGGGUAAAAUCAGCAAUAUGAGGGAACAUGGGUUUGUAAGACUUUCCACAAACUUUAAAAACAAUUUUCAACUUUUUUAGA
This is a messenger RNA of Macrosteles quadrilineatus (aster leafhopper), 1627 nucleotides long. RefSeq names its product pickpocket protein 19-like. Gene Ontology annotation, molecular function: ligand-gated sodium channel activity. The coding region runs from base 1 to 1461 and encodes 486 amino acids. Gene Ontology annotation, cellular component: membrane. Lineage: Eukaryota; Metazoa; Arthropoda; Insecta; Hemiptera; Cicadellidae. The transcript has 11 exons. The record is from RefSeq and is a predicted model, not a curated record. Gene Ontology annotation, biological process: sodium ion transmembrane transport.